AUGCCAGGCCCAUCUCUAAACGGACGUGUGCUGGCCUUCGUCGAGGCUCGAAUGCCCGACGAAAUGGCCAGCCUUAUCCGACGCCACGGCGGUGUUCCCCUGGGCGCUCCCGUGCUACAGGAACACUACCUGAAGGACAGCCCCCAGGUUCAACAAGCCAUAACCGAUGUGUGCAACGGAACGGUGGGCGUCGCGAUCUUUCUAACCGGUGUGGGCACUCAGGCGAUGAUGGAAACCGCGGCGGCUAUGGGUUGCCAGGACGAAUUCGUCGCCAGCCUUCGAAAUGCCACCGUGGUCGCACGGAGUCCGAAACCGGCCCGGGUAUUGCGGCGUCAUAAAAUCCCGAUCGAAUCAUGCCGCCGGAACCCUAUACAUCCGCUGACUUGA
Messenger RNA from Geodia barretti, 387 nucleotides. NCBI's taxonomy places the organism in Eukaryota, Metazoa, Porifera, Demospongiae, Tetractinellida, Geodiidae. The record is from the annotation of a GenBank genome assembly.